Molecule: messenger RNA, 255 nt
Organism: Mesorhabditis belari
Lineage: Eukaryota; Metazoa; Nematoda; Chromadorea; Rhabditida; Rhabditidae
Source: the annotation of a GenBank genome assembly
AUGGUGUUGAGGGCAAUUCAACGUUUCAUUAUCCUCUAUAUUCUUUAUACAAUCACUCUUGUACUUUGUGUUCCAUUAUCAGCUUUUAUUUGGCACAUUCGACGAAACUAUAUUAAGGAGACAAAAGUUGCAGGAGAUAAUACGUUUGGAGUAAAACCGAAAAACCUCAAAGAAUCGAUCAACAACAAUCACUUCUCAUCAGUCGAAUUUCCCGUUGAAGCAAAAUCGUUCAAGAAGCGCUCGGCGGGCAGUGCA